UUCGAAGUUUGCAAUAAUGCAGCCUGAAGGUUGCAUUAAUGCAGCUUGAAGCUUGCAAUCCCUCCGCGGCGCGGCUCAGGGGAGGGAAUGCCUCGCUCCUCUCUUGCUGCAUCAAGGCGGUUCGAAGUUUGCAAUAAUGCAGCCUGAAGGUUGCAAUCCCUCUGCGAGUCCCGGGACCGGACCGGACCUUGCUGGUGAGGGAGCUGCCCGAGUCGUGGCCAUGGCAACCAGCCUGGAUGCGGAUAUCGUUCGGGAGUUGCUGGAAUGCCCCAUCUGCAUGGAGACCUAUGACCAGGCAGCGAUCAGGCCCAAACUGCUGCAGUGUGGACACACUGCAUGCAGGCAGUGCCUGGAGAAGCUCAUCGCGGACAGCAUCAACGGCGUGCGCUGCCCCUUCUGCAGCAGGGUGACGCGGAUGAGCAGCCUGUCCCAGCUCGCGGACAACCUGACCGUGCUGAAGAUCAUCGACUCGGCCAGCCUGAGUGAGGCGGUGCGGGCGGUCAUGUGCAGGGGCUGCCGCAGGAGGCAGCCGCGCAGCUUCUGCGAGCGGUGCAGCGUGGCGGUGUGCGAGGCCUGCGGGGACGACCAGCACCGGGCCCGUGGCCACCCGGUGGCAACGGCGCGGGCAGCGGCCGAGAGGAGGCGCGGGGAGGUGGCGGCCAGGCUGGCUGGGCUGCGGGAGGUGCAGGCUGGCCUGCGGCGGCGCAAAGCAGCCGUGGACGCCCUGGCCAAGAGCGCGCAAGCCGGAUACAGAGCGGUGCAGCAGGACUACUCCCGCGCCGAGCGGCAGCUGCAGGAGGAGCUGGCCAGGUCACGACGGGUCUUCACCGCUGCCCUGUCGGAGGUGGAGCGGAAUAACGGCCAGGUUCUGGAGGAGCAGGCCUACCUGAUCGACAUCGCUGAGGUACAGAUCAUCUCUCGGUGUGACUACCUCAGCACCAAAAUCAAACAGGCGGACACCGCCCUCCUUGAAGAAGACAUCGAUGAGGAAGACCCUGACAUGACCAAUGGCCUGUCUACGCGGUUGACCUUGCAACAACUCGAGCUGGUUAAACGGGACCACCUGGAACCCAUUGAAGUUGGCCAACUGGAAUCCAAGCCGUACACAAUCUCCAUUGAAGAAACGCUGGCGGAGAUGCCCACUCCCUCUGAGCCAGCGCAAGACGUGGACUCCACCAAGGAUACGGCCAGCUUCUCAAUGCCGGCCUCUCCCCCCAAACGCAGCAUGCACGAAAGUUUGGCCUCCGGGUCUCAUCCGAGCUGCCAGCUCGUGAAGAAGAUCGGUUCGCACGGCAACCUGCCGGGGAUGUUCCACCUGCCUGUGAGCCUGUGCGUAUCGGCACAGGGCGAGGUGCUGGUGGCGGACCGAGGCAACUUCAGGCUGCAGGUCUUCAACAGGAAGGGCUUCGCCAGGGAGAUCCGCAGGAGCCCGAACGGCAUCGACAACUUUGCCCUCAUCUUCCUCGGGGCCGAGCUGCCCAACCUGGUCCCCCUCUCGGUGGCGGUGAACAGCAGCGGGCUGAUCGGCGUCACCGACCACCACGACAACUCGGUGAAGGUGUACACCGCGUCGGGCCAGUGCGUGGCGUGCCACCGGAACCAGCUGACCAAGCCCUGGGGCAUCGCGGCCAUGCCCUCGGGGCAGUUUGUGGUGACGGACGUGGAGGGCGGCAAGCUGUGGUGCCUGACGGUGGACCGGCACGCCGGCGUGGUGGACUACUCCCGGCUCUGCAGCGCCGUGCGGCCCAAGUUCGUGACCUGCGACGCCGCCGGCACCGUCUACUUCACCCAGGGCCUGGGCCUGAGCCUGGAGAGCGGGCAGAACCAGCACCACCUGGAGGGCGGCUUCUCCAUCGGCUCGGUCAGUGCCGAGGGGCAGCUCCGCCGUCAGUUCAGCCACUUCUUCGCCGAGAACGAGGACUUCCGCUGCAUCGCGGGCAUGUGCGUGGACGGAGCCGGCAAUCUCCUCGUCGCCGACAGCGGCCGCAAGGAGGUCCUGCUCUUUCCCAAAGAGGGCGGGUUCGUCAGCCUGUUGCGGGAAGGCCUGGUCUGCCCGGUUGGUGUUGCCGUGUCGGCCAAGGGGCAGCUCCUAGUGCUGGACUGCUGGGACCACUGUAUCAAAAUCUACACCUAUCACCCCAGGCAACAGGUGGUGAAUUAACCCCAUGAGUGGGAAGUCCCGACAAACCGUGUGUGUGUGUGUGUAAGAAGGAAUCGCAGAUGCUGCUUUAAACCGUAGACAAAAAACGAGUACCUCAGCUGGUCAGGCAGUAUCUGUGGGGGAAAAGAAUGGGUGAUGUCUCGGGUCGGAACCCUUUCUCAGACAGGAAACUUCAGCCAGCGUAUCUUUAUUUAUUUUGUUUUGUUUUAAAUUUAAUUUAUUUUAUUUUUAUUUUUUUUAUUUUAUUUUUUGUUUUUUUGUAUUUCUCUCUUGUUUCCCUCUCCCCUUUUACUCUCUGUUUGAAGAAAGGUAUUCUGUCCACACGGAGGACAGUUCAAAAGGCCUCGACCCGAAACGUCACCUAUUCCUAUUCUCCAUUGAUGCUGCCUGGCCCGCUGAGUUCACUCCAGCUUUUUGUGUCUUAUCUUCAGCCCACAAACCCUUCCCGACACCAAGCUUAUUUCCACCAGCAGAACAAUCGACCAUUUCAAAUCUCUGUUGCAGAUUUCACUGUGGUUAGAGUAACUAAUCAAACUCAGGCCGUGAAGUGAACUGUUUCGGAAAGAACUGCAGGUGCUGGUUUCAAUCGAAGGCAGACACAAAAUGCUGGAGUAACUCAGCGGGACAGGCAGCAUCUCUGGAGAAAAGGAAUGGGUGACAUUUCGGGUCGAGACCCUUCUUCAGUCUGACCUGAAACGUCACCCAUUCCUUCUCUCCGGAGAUGCUGCCUGUCCCGCUGAGUUACUCCAUGAAGUGAACUCUUGUGCAUGCUGGAACGCCUAGUUAAAUCAACCACUAUGAUUGUGUAUAACAUGACCCUUGAUUUGCAGUUUAUACAAACUGUUAUGUUUUCCUUGCUUUACAGUGAGUGCCACUUGAAUAAAAGAUUUUGAGGGGAAAAAAAAACCUUGGAAUAUUAUGCCACGUUCUGGAACUAUAGAUAAUUUCAAAAAAUAGUCACAAAAAAUGUUUUCAUUUUCAUCCCUUGAAUAGACUGAAGCACAGAAAAGGUAAUUAAUUGUGUUCGACCGAGGCUUGUUUGGAGGCUGUUGCUUUGGUUUAAGUUCAUGUGAGGUUUUGUAAUUUGAGUUAAAAAUGAUCAGGAAAAAUGGAAUGUCUUACAAAUAAAACAUUUACUUUCACAAGC
Leucoraja erinaceus (little skate) is the source of this 3308-nucleotide messenger RNA. RefSeq names its product tripartite motif containing 32 (gene trim32). NCBI's taxonomy places the organism in Eukaryota, Metazoa, Chordata, Chondrichthyes, Rajiformes, Rajidae. The transcript has 2 exons. Bases 137 to 2161 code for a protein of 674 amino acids. The record is from RefSeq and is a predicted model, not a curated record. Gene Ontology annotation, molecular function: protein binding; zinc ion binding.